CACCUCUCCCCCACUCUCUAUUUCUGUCUAGACAAUGAGGUCCGUCUGGAGGGGAUGAGGGAUGGGGCUGGCUUCAUGAGGAUGCCAGAGCACCCCCUGUGGGAGCCCCGUAGCCUAGCCGCCCAGCACCUCUCCUCCUGGAUGACGGAGGGUGAGCCCUUCACCUCUCCUCUCUCCCUGCUGCACUCUGCCGGAGGACAGCGCCUCUCCUCGUCCUCUUCCUCAUCAGUGGCCACUACUGCUCUUGUCGCCGCCAUGACCCUGGAGCAGAAGACCACCUUCGCCCUGGUCCUCUUCCUCUUCGGUGUCCUCCUCAUCCUAAUCGUGCGGUGCUUCCGCAUUCUGCUGGACCCCUACCGCAGCAUGCCCACCUCCACCUGGGCAGACGGCCUGGACGGGCUGGAGAAGGGCCAGUUCGACUAUACACUGGCAUAGGGGGUUAGGCGUCCAUGUACUGUAUACUGUACACACACACACACACACACACACACACACACACACACACACACACACACACACACACACACACACACACACACACACACACACACACACACACACACACACACACACAUGAACAUGCAGAAUGGCUGCAUCCACCUUGGCUGACGGUCUGGAUGGGCUAUAGAGAAUGGUUAGUUUGAUCACAAGCUGUGGUGUAAGGAUACAGACCUACAUGCAUUGUAUGUCAUGAAAUACACACACACACAUAUAUACACACACACACACACACACACACACACACCACCCACACACAUGUGGUUGCAUCCUCCUGGAUUCACGGUAUGCAUGGUCAAGAGAAGUGCCGGUUUAACCACACACAUACACAUACACACACACACACACACACACACACACACACAUUGUAUGUCAUGAAAUACACACACAUAAUACACACACACACACACAUAUACACACACACACACACACACCCCCACACACAUGUGGUUGCAUCCUCCUGGACUCACGGUAUGCAUGGUCAAGAGAAGUGCCGGUUUAACCACACACACACACACACACACACACACACACACACACACACACACACACACACACACACACACACACACACACACACACACACACACAUACACACACAUACACACUCUGCAGUGUGGUUGCAUCCUUCUGGGUUCACUUUCUCCCACUUGUUUACACUGUAGACAGCUAAUGUCACUCACACACACUGACACAAGAGGCCACCUGGGGCUCCUUCAGUGCCUCACUCCUACAGGGUAGUUCUCAUCCUCCUCCUUCUCGUCCUCCUCACCGUUCAAGUUGACAACAAUGUCAACGCUAUUUCAACCCUCCUCCUCGUAAUACCUCACCAUCCGAGUCAAGAACUAAACUAUUUCAACCCUCCUCAUAAUACCUCACCAUCCGAGUCAAGAACUAAACCAUUUCAACCCUCCUCCUCAUAAUACCUCACCAUCCGAGUCAAGAACUAAACCAUUUCAACCCUCCUCCUCAUAAUACCUCACCAUCCGAGUCAAGAACUAAACCAUUUCAACCCUCCUCCUCGUAAUACCUCACCAUCCGAGUCAAGAACUAAACCAUUUCAACUCUCCUCCUCGUAAUACCUCACCAUCCGAGUCAAGAACUAAACUAUUUCAACCCUCCUCCUCGUAAUACCUCACCAUCCGAGUCAAGAACUAAACUAUUUCAACCCUCCUCCUCGUAAUACCUCACCAUCCGAGUCAAGAACUAAACUAUUUCAACCCUCCUCCUCGUAAUACCUCACCAUCCGAGUCAAGAACUAAACCAUUUCAACCCUCCUCCUCGUAAUACCUCACCAUCCGAGUCAAGAACUAAACCAUUUCAACCCUCCUCCUCGUAAUACCUCACCAUCCGAGUCAAGAACUAAACUAUUUCAACCCUCCUCCUCGUAAUACCUCACCAUCCGAGUCAAGAACUAAACUAUUUCAACCCUCCUCCUCGUAAUACCUCACCAUCCGAGUCAAGAACUAAACCAUUUCAACCCUCCUCCUCAUAAUACCUCACCAUCCGAGUCAAGAACUAAACUAUUUCAACCCUCCUCCUCGUAAUACCUCACCAUCCGAGUCAAGAACUAAACCAUUUCAACCCUCCUCCUCAUAAUACCUCACCAUCCGAGUCAAGAACUAAACUAUUUCAACCCUCCUCCUCGUAAUACCUCACCAUCCGAGUCAAGAACUAAACUAUUUCAACCCUCCUCCUCAUAAUACCUCACCAUCCGAGUCAAGAACUAAACUAUUUCAACCCUCCUCCUCAUAAUACCUCACCAUCCGAGUCAAGAACUAAACUAUUUCAACCCUCCUCCUCAUAAUACCUCACCAUCCGAGUCAAGAACUAAACUAUUUCAACCCUCCUCCUCAUAAUACCUCACCAUCCGAGUCAAGAACUAUGCCAACGCUAUGUCAACCUGUGCUGUCGUAGGCUGCUAAGUUAUUCAACUUUGUACUAAAGGAACAUUUGAAAUCUUCUACUGUCCUGGAGGAGUGUUGUUGUUGAUAUAUGUAUGUCCCAAAGAUGUGUGUUCAGAAUGUUAAAUGCUGAAUGUUGACCUAACAUAUUAUGAUGAUCGUUUUGUCAUUUUACAAUCAUUGCACAUAAUUGAAUUAUGUUAAUGUGUUAUAGAAGGACGUAUUUACACAAUCAGGGAAUUCGAUUUAGGAUGAGAUUAUUUUCAAUGGACAAAAACAAGCAUUCCUCAUCUUGUUUUUGUAGCUCAAUAAUUUGACAUUGUUAGUAUAGAUUAAGAUAAUAGCUGAUAUCAUUUGACCCAGUCAGCAGAUGGCUAGAAGGGAGACAUAAAUGUACAUAUUAUAUCUAUCUAUCUAUCUAUCUAUCUAUCUAUCUAUCUAUCUAUCUAUCUAUCUAUCUAUCUAUCUAUCUAUCUAUCUAUCUAUCUAUCUAUCU
Messenger RNA from Salmo salar (Atlantic salmon), 2898 nucleotides. RefSeq names its product cortexin 3 (gene ctxn3). NCBI's taxonomy places the organism in Eukaryota, Metazoa, Chordata, Actinopteri, Salmoniformes, Salmonidae. The record is from RefSeq and is a predicted model, not a curated record.